Arachis duranensis is the source of this 1538-nucleotide messenger RNA. RefSeq lists its product as uncharacterized. The transcript is spliced from 2 exons. Bases 517 to 1245 code for a protein of 242 amino acids. NCBI's taxonomy places the organism in Eukaryota, Viridiplantae, Streptophyta, Magnoliopsida, Fabales, Fabaceae. Gene Ontology annotation, molecular function: zinc ion binding. The record is from RefSeq and is a predicted model, not a curated record.
UCUCUUUCUCUAGUCUUGUACGUCUUGUGUCCCUUGCAGCCUUUCAGUCCUUGUCGUCUUCUUUUUCCUACUCCUUCUUCUUCUUCUCCUUCUUCUUCUUCAACCAUUCCAAUACUUUCUGUCCCUGUUUCGCCACACAAACACAGCCGUUCACUUUCUCAUAUACCCUUAUCCCAUUUUUUUCUAACUCAGUAGGAAAUUGAUGCAAUUUACCUCAGCUUCUUCCAAAACUUAAACUUUAGGAACUUUACUCGAAUGGGGUUGAAUGCAAUUGACACCUAAUCUAGUUUCUCACCUCCUUAACCCCCAUUUUAUUCGUGUGUUUUUGUCUUUUUGCGCAUAUUAUAAAUUUAUAAAUAUAUUUUAUAUAUGGACAUAAGGACCUUUCUUGUUGAACACAAAGCCCAAAGUUCUAGAAUUUGAGGCAUUGCAUAUAUUUUUCUUUCCACCGUCUGAGAAAAAAAAGGAGAAACAUUGUUGUUUUUCUUUCUUUUAUUUUUCUUCUGGGUCAGAAAAAUGUCAACUUUGCAGAUGUCCCAUGUUAUUGAUUUAGAGCAAGGAAAUCAUGAGGAUGAUGCUGUUGUUGGAGGUGUUGGGAGUGAUGAUGAUGAUGGUAGCGUGUAUUUAUCUGAUGCAGAAGAGGGUGGUUCAAGCCACUCUCAUUUCUAUUCAACACAUGGUGAUGGUGGCUCAGCAUUUGAUGAUUGCAGCUUCUCAUGUGUCUCUGAUCUUGAAGCUGCUGCUGUUGUUCAUGAUUCUGGGAGGGCUUCUUUUGCUUCUGAUUUCUCUGUGGAGCUGGGAAAUGCAGCUGCGGUUCCUGAAAUCAAAGUGCAUUUGGAUAAUAAUAUUAUUAAUAAUAAUCACAAAGUGGAGAGGGAUUGUAGAAUUUGUCACAUGGGUUUGGAGAGUGAUAGUUCUGAGUCUGGUGUUCCAAUUGAAUUGGGUUGUGCUUGUAAAGAUGACCUUGCUGCUGCUCACAAAAUAUGUGCUGAGACAUGGUUCAAGAUUAAGGGGAAUUUGACCUGCGAAAUUUGUCAUUACGUUGCACGGAAUGUUCAUGGCACAACUGACCAUUCUAGUGACGGGAACAACCCUGCUGCAAUAGCUGCACUUUCAACACAUGCAACUCCAGCAGAAGCUCGAAGAUUUUGGCAUGGUCAUCGCUUCCUAAACUUUCUUCUUGCUUGUAUGGUUUUCGCAUUCGUCAUAUCAUGGCUUUUCCAUUUCAAUGUGCCGUCAUCAUAGAUACCUGAGACGGUUUUUAUUCAUAGUUCAUUGUAAAUUAAAAAAGUUGAUUAGGAAAUAAUUUAGCAGACAAGAGAAAAAUGGAGAAGGGAUGAAAAGUUGGGAAGAAAACAAGAAAAUUCAACACAAGAAUCAAUAAGAUGACAGUGUAUAACAUCUUUUCCUCCCAUGAAGAAUUUUCUGUUGUGAAUUCUUCUUAAAUUAGUAGUGAGAGCCUUAGAAGGCUUUCUUGUUCCAUCUUUUCAGGAUCAAUUUAAUUUUUGGACAAAGUACUAGAAUGUAUAUUCAAAUGU